Centruroides sculpturatus (bark scorpion) is the source of this 1644-nucleotide messenger RNA. RefSeq names its product glycerol-3-phosphate acyltransferase 4-like (gene Gpat4). Lineage: Eukaryota; Metazoa; Arthropoda; Arachnida; Scorpiones; Buthidae. The coding region runs from base 36 to 1247 and encodes 403 amino acids. Gene Ontology annotation, molecular function: glycerol-3-phosphate O-acyltransferase activity. Gene Ontology annotation, cellular component: endoplasmic reticulum. Gene Ontology annotation, biological process: triglyceride biosynthetic process. The transcript has 14 exons. The record is from RefSeq and is a predicted model, not a curated record.
UUCAGUAUGGUCAGCGUAAAAUUAAAAAGGCAGAAAUGAGAAAUCAUGGGAUUAAGAUAGAAACAGAGUAUGAUGGUGAAGAUAAACCUGAUUCAUCUAAUUUUCAAAUGAGUAAUGGAUCCAAUACAGUAAUUAGCAGAGAAGGUGUGCAGUUAGUUCCCAAUCCUGAACAAAUGAAAGGCAACAUACCUAGAAAUAGGUCUUUCAACACUUUUCAAACAGAAUUCAAGCUAGAUGAUGCAAUGCAUUUCAUUAAAGCAGGAGUAGAAGCAAUUAUUGAAGAUGAAGUAACCAAAAGAUUUACUGCUGAAGAAAUUCGUUCUUGGAAUUUACUAACAAGAACUAAUAAAAAUUAUCAUUAUAUUAGUUUAAGAUUAACAAUAUUAUGGGGACUAGGAUUCUUGCUAAGAUAUUUUCUUCUGCUUCCUUCAAGGAUUUUAAUUACAUUUAUUGGUGUCGGAUGGCUGGUCAUGUGUACAGCACUGAUUGGUUGUAUUCCCGAAGGAAGAGUAAAAAGAUUUUUGUAUUGGCAUGUUAGUUUAAUGUGUUUUCGUGUUUUGGGAAGAGCUUUCUCUGCUAUUGUGACUUAUCAUAACAGAGAAAACAGAGCAAAGGGAGGAGGAAUAUGUGUUGCUAAUCAUACAUCUCCAAUUGACGUUGUGAUAUUGGCUAGUGACAAUUGUUAUGCCUUGGUUGGACAACGUCAAGGAGGAUUCCUAGGAGUUCUUCAAAGAGCAUUGGCUCGAGCAACUUCACACAUUUGGUUUGAACGGUUUGAAAUGAAAGACCGAGCAAUAGUUACAAAGAGAUUAAGCGAACAUGUAGAAGAUCCUGAGAAAUUACCUAUUUUAAUAUUUCCAGAAGGAACAUGUAUCAAUAACACUUCAGUCAUGAUGUUUAAAAAAGGAAGUUUUGAAGUUGGAGGAACAAUAUAUCCUGCUGCAAUCAAGUAUGAUUCCAAAUUUGGAGAUGCUUUUUGGAAUAGUAGUCAGCAAGGCUAUGUACAUUAUUUACUUAUGAUGAUGACUAGUUGGGCUAUUGUUUGUGAUGUUUGGUACUUACCACCAAUGACAAGACAGCCUGAAGAAAGUGCCAUAGAUUUUGCUAACAGAGUCAAAGCAGAAAUUUCAAGACAGGGUGGCCUUGUUGAUUUAAUGUGGGAUGGACAACUCAAAAGGAUGAAAGUAAAAUCAGAGUGGAAAGAACAGCAACAAAUAGAAUACAGCAAAAGAUUAAAAAUUCAAUAAUGUCUACAAGCAUAAAUUGAAAAUAUUGCUGAUAAUCUUUUCACAAGACUAUCAGCAACUGUCAGUCUUAAAUGAAUCGAAAAAAUGCCAAAAACUGUUUUAUCCAAAAUCAUUCAUACAUACAUAUUGUGUUUAUGGUACAUUGUGUGGAUUCCAUAUUUUUUAUCUUCCCAAGCAUUAGUUACUGUAUUUUAAAAACAAGGGCAAAAAUUAUCUAGUCAACGUUUCUUGAAAAUUUUGUCCAAAAAUUUUGUAACAAACUGCUGCUUUCGAGAGCUAAACUAUUCUGUAAAUUGUGGGACCAAUUUAAGGUUCUGUCUCAAUUAUUUGGUGCUAAAUUAAGCUAACCGAAAAUUGUUAACUGUACACAUUAAAUCAUUUGUUUAAAAAAAACCAA